Molecule: messenger RNA, 850 nt
Organism: Papaver somniferum (opium poppy)
Lineage: Eukaryota; Viridiplantae; Streptophyta; Magnoliopsida; Ranunculales; Papaveraceae
Exons: 3
Coding region: 148-741 (197 amino acids)
Cellular component (GO): chloroplast
Source: RefSeq, a predicted model, not a curated record
GAAUCUGGAAUGUGGUUGUCUCCUGUGUAAAUGGAAAAUAACAUAAAUCUGGUGGUGGAGGUUUAUUUUGAAAAAUGCAAAAGAUUUUGUGAUUUGAGAUGGCGGAUCUAAAUAACUUGCAAUCAUUUAUUUCUACUCUACCUGGGGAUGGCUUUGAAUAUCGGUUCUGUUCCUCUCCACCCAAAUCUACUUUCCCAUUCUGUUAGUUUUGUAUCAAAACACAAUCACUUGUUCUUUUUCAAUAGACUCUCCUUAUCUUCUUCAAAUUCACUUGCGGCAAACCAUUUCUAUUCUUCUUCUUCCUUUACUGUAGCUAUACAUUCGGAAGGAGCGGAAGGAGUAACAGAUGAAGAAGAAGAACCUCCUGGCUCUAAUGGAUCGCUCUCUUCUGCUCGAACUCAACUUGAUCUCUUGGAACAAUUGAGCUCUUCCACUGAUGGUAAUGCAAGUGACGGGAAAUCAAAUCGAUUGACAAUUCGCGAACAACUCAUGCAAUUGGUGGGAGAUAGAGAAGGUGAGGAUUUCAGCAUUCUGUUGGGUAAAAAAAAUCUAAAGAAGGUGAGUGCUACUUUCUUAACCAUUUCACAGAAGAGAAACAUCAAAAGAAAAGCUUACUUGGAUGAUGUUUCUCAGAGGAACGAUACAUUUUUCUUCUCCACAAUUGCAGCCUUUGUAAUUAUUCCACCUAUUAUUAUAUUAGUGGUAGCUGUCUCAACUGGAUAUGUGCAACUUUUACCAUGAUCCAUGAAAGAAUAUAGACUAUAAUUUUUCUGUUAUCGAAGUGUCUUUGACAUUUAUAUUUGUCCUUCGUGUCAAUGAAAUGAAAAACUUAUAGUUGUAUUUGUUGUUA